AACAAGGGAAGCAAAACCAAAAAGCAAAUUCAAAGCAGAUGUUGUUUCUUGUUCCAAACACAACAUUCGAUCCAUGACAACUUCCAACCCAUCACUUCACUUCUUAUUUUUCUUCUCAUUAUUAUUUUCUAACUCUCUUUUCCUACGCAAAGCUCUUGCUGAUGGCGUUACUUCUCUCGAAGCUAAACAACUCAGAGACGAGGUGCGUGAAAUGUUCUAUCAUGCUUUUAAUGGAUAUAUGAAUCAUGCUUUUCCACGGGAUGAAUUAAGACCUUUAUCAUGUGAAGGAGAAGAUACGCUGGGUGGUUAUGCCUUAACUCUGAUUGACUCCUUAGACACACUGGCUUUACUUGGUGACCGAGAACGCUUCGCUUCUUCUGUUGAAUGGAUUGGUAAAAAUCUUCGGUUUGAUAUAAAUAAAACAGUAUCUGUGUUUGAGACUUCCAUUCGGGUUCUUGGAGGUUUACUUUCUGCGCAUCUUAUUGCAAGUGAUUAUGCUACGGGCAUGAAAAUUCCUUCCUAUGACAAUCAAUUGCUCAGUUUAGCUGAGGAUUUAGCCCGGAGAUUGUUACCUGUGUUUGACACUCCUACAGGAAUUCCAUUUGGAUCUGUCAAUCUUUUGCAUGGAGUUGAUGAACAUGAAAGCAAGAUAACCUCAACAGCUGGUGGUGGGACAUUGACUUUGGAAUUUGGUGUGCUUAGCCGUUUGACAAAUAAUCCUAUCUAUGAGCAAGUCACCAAGAAUGCAGUGCUGGGACUUUGGUCUCGCCGUUCAAAGCUUAAUCUAGUUGGUGCUCAUAUUAAUGUGUUUACAGGUGAAUGGACACAGAAGGAUGCUGGAAUUGGAACUAGUAUUGACUCUUUCUAUGAGUAUCUCCUGAAGGCAUAUUUAUUAUUUGGAGAUGAAGAAUAUCUGUACAUCUUUCAAGAAUCAUAUAGGGCUGCUAUGCAUUAUCUUUUCAAUGAUCCUUGGUAUGUGGAAGUUAAUAUGGAUUCUGCUGCUAUAGUCUGGCCUCUAUUCAACAGUUUGCAGGCAUUCUGGCCGGGGCUUCAGGUUUUAGCUGGGGACAUUGAUCCAGCUAUUCGAACACAUGCUGCAUUUUUUAGUGUCUGGAAAAGAUAUGGUUUCACUCCAGAGGGUUUUAAUCUUGCUACACUUACUGUUCAGCAUGGGCAAAAAAGUUACCCACUGCGUCCAGAGUUAAUAGAGAGCACAUAUUGGCUCUACAAAGCUACUAGAGAUCCACGAUAUCUUGAUGCUGGGAGGGACAUGGUUGCUAGCUUGCAAUAUGGAGCAAGAUGUGCUUGUGGAUAUUGUCAUAUAGCAGAUGUGGAGUUCCACAAAAAGGAAGAUCACAUGGAAAGCUUUUUCCUAGCAGAAACGGUCAAAUAUCUGUGGCUUCUUUUUGAUUUGGCUGUGGGCCCAGAUAACCUUGUUGAGAAUGGGCCAUACAAGUACAUUUUCAGCACAGAGGGCCACUUACUGCCUGCAACUCCACAAAUUUCUCUAGCAACGGAGCAUUGUUCUUAUUUUGGGGCUUACUGCAAUACUGGUGAUUCUAAACAGAAAACUGAAUCAUCAGAUGUCUCACGUGAUCAUCAAGAAACUAACGGUAGUAGAUUAUAUGAUGAAUGGGAUCAUUCUGGAUUUCCAUCUGACUCUUCUCUUACACCUGUAUCAGGGUUGAUUAAGGGGCUUUGCCGAGGACUGACUCAUGAACAAAAAUAUGGCAUAAAGUAUCUUGCUUCAGUGGAUACACCUCCAGAGGAUGAAUCUGCAAACCAAAGAGAACAGACUGUGGUCCAGAGUACUUCUGUGGUGGUUAUUUCUGACCAAAGAGCUGAUAAUUCACCAUCCAAAAGCAACAAUGAACAUGAAAGUCAUAAGAAUUGAGUCAUGGAGAACCAGACGGUGAUCCACCUAAAAUGUGGGAAGGCACUUUCAAAUUAAGGUAAUCUUGGCUGGGAUGCAACCUUAAAUCAUAAAGGACUCAGCCUUUUGUGUCUUCCUGUCUUCAACUGAACAACAGUCAAUGACAAUGAACAACAAAUAUAAGUAGGGUCUGACAGUAAUUGGUUGGGCCAUGUAAAUGCAAAUCCUGGAACUGAUCAAUGUUGUCAUACUCCUGACAACAUGUGUUUAGUUAUCAAUCACGGGUGUAAUUGAUUCGGCAAUUGUUGAUAGACUGAGCAUUGAGUUUGAUGGUGGAAAUAUAAAUUGAAGCAGUGGGUAGGUCUGCAUGAUAUACAGGGUGCCGGUUAUGUUACCCUUUGUUGGAGCUGACAAACAGUUAAAUUUAAGGCUGGUUUAAGUUUGCAUAAUUUUAGGUGAAUCUUUUGUAUACUUUCUGUACUGGGUCUUGAUCUUGAAGAUGAAAUUGAGGUGGGCACCCCUCAUCAACAUAGGUUUUUCUUCUCAAAUCUUCCUUGGUAGAGGAUGACAAUCCAUAUUUAAUUCAACAGUGACUGGACAGGAGGUUUGACAUUAUUUAAUGAGUUAUUGAAUUUUUUGAUUGUUUAGUGAGUAUAUAUCAGAAAUGAUAUUAAUAUAUACUUUUCCCUAUUGUUUGAUUGAAGACUGAAAUUCUUUUGU
This is a messenger RNA of Pistacia vera, 2593 nucleotides long. Its product is annotated as alpha-mannosidase I MNS4. The record is from RefSeq and is a predicted model, not a curated record. The transcript has 17 exons. Gene Ontology annotation, biological process: carbohydrate metabolic process; mannose trimming involved in glycoprotein ERAD pathway; endoplasmic reticulum mannose trimming. Gene Ontology annotation, cellular component: membrane; endoplasmic reticulum. Gene Ontology annotation, molecular function: calcium ion binding; mannosyl-oligosaccharide 1,2-alpha-mannosidase activity. Lineage: Eukaryota; Viridiplantae; Streptophyta; Magnoliopsida; Sapindales; Anacardiaceae. Bases 74 to 1894 code for a protein of 606 amino acids.